Molecule: messenger RNA, 3072 nt
Organism: Macrosteles quadrilineatus (aster leafhopper)
Lineage: Eukaryota; Metazoa; Arthropoda; Insecta; Hemiptera; Cicadellidae
Product: BTB/POZ domain-containing protein 2-like
Exons: 6
Coding region: 97-1293 (398 amino acids)
Biological process (GO): neurogenesis
Cellular component (GO): P-body; cytosol
Molecular function (GO): protein binding
Source: RefSeq, a predicted model, not a curated record
CAGCAGACGACAGUGUGCGCGCGCGCCUCUUGGUGUAAGGACGGCAGGCGCACCUCCGCGGAGUUUCUUGGCAAGAUGUCUACCCAUUGCUAGAACAUGUGCCCAAACGACAACCCCGCCGGGCGACCGCCCCACCUUCCACAGAGGUUGGACUCGCUGUUUGACAAUGAGGCAGGCAGUGACGUGACUUUCCUGGUGGGUCCGGAGCCGGAGACCUGGAGGUUCCCAGGACAUCGGGGUAUCCUAUCGGAGGCCAACCCUGUGUUCCGGGCCAUGCUGCAGGGACCACUGGCUGACCAUGGGCCGACCGUGGCUAUUCAGGAUGUGGAUGGCAAGGCCUUUGACCUGCUUCUCAGGUUUCUCUACAGAGAAGACGUGGUGCUAGGUUCGAUCCCCACAGCUCUGGCCACAUUGUACGCGGCACACAAGUACCUGUGCGCAGGACUGGUGCGUUCCUGCGUUCUGUACCUCAACAGCCACCUGAGUACGCAGAACGUCCUGCAGGUGUACCAACACAUCAGAGUGUACUGCAGUCAUGAGACGAGAGAUCUCGGCUUGUGGAUAGCUUCUGCGCCUCCUCUACCCCCACACGAGGCCCCGUCGUCGUACCAGGUAGGGGUAGACAAGGACCCCAAUGACAACUUGGACACUAUGGGCUGCUUGUGCUCCUCCUUACUACACAAUUGUCUGCACUACAUCGACUCACAUGCUGACCAGGUGCUUGCGGACGAGAGUGUGGAGGAUCUAACAGCAGACGCCCUGAGAGACAUCGCCCUACGAGACAGUCUCAACAUCUCAGACGAGAUCGUGUUGUUCAACGCUCUGGAACGAUGGUGUAAUCGAGAGUGCAAACGCGGACAGUUGCAGCUCACAGCGGAAAACCGAAGAAGCGUUCUCGGUUACGACCUUCUCUUUGCUCCUCGCUACCGACUGAUGACGUCACAUCAGUUCCUCAGUGGGCCCAUGCAGUCCGGCCUGCUGGACCAGACUGAGUCCAACGUACUAAUGGCGUACAUCCUCAACGCCCCGACCAAACCGUCGGCACCCUCCAUCUCACCCGAGACUCUGGAGAGGUUGAAUACCUCGCGACGGAAGCCCUACUCGUCACCUAUCAACCUCACCUCUAAAAGCAAAAAGGAUAAGAGGGACAGUUCAAAAAAGAGUGACAAGAAAAAGAAACCAAAGUGCAAAGACAAAGUCAAAGAGAAGGCACUGGAAUCUCCAAGUAAAAAGUGCUCGGGUUCGUGUUUUGUCGAGUACUUAUUUCGUGCGCUUGUGUGUAUCUUCGAUUGAAGUCCUGUAAAUCUGAUAGUCAUUAGGGUUAAAAAUUCAAAUUUUGUUCAUUCAAGUUGAGAAUUUGUUUUGAAAUCAGUUUCAAGAAAAUGUACAGAACCCACUGUAAAAGUUCCUUUUUUACUAGAUUUUUGAACCAAACUUUUUAGUCACUAGAUUGUAGAGUUUGAAAUGUUUUUAGGUGAAUUUUUGAUAGGUGAAAAUCUUCUUAGGGCCUUAUAUAAGUUUAUAAUGGUUGCUUUUAUCGAAUUUUUCAGGUCAGCUUUGCUGAUACUUGUAAAAAUUGAUAUUCUAACAAUUUUCAAAUUUUAAUGCUAAUGUAUAAAAUGUAUGUAACGCAGUAGGUAUUUAUCAAAAUGUUGCUGUGCCAUGUGCUAAUUAGCUUAGUAGAUGUAGUUUAGUCUUUAGAGCGCUUUUUGUGAUAUCUAAAUUAAUCAAUCCCCAAAAGAAGUGGUUCAAAGUCAAUAUUCAUGCUCUGAAUUUGGAAUUGAUGACAAGAAUUGAGAUUUUCUAGACCCUGUACUCUUUGAUCUACUUAUUUUAAAAAAAAGGCAAGAUAAAAUAUUUUUAUCGGUAAUAUUAAUCUACAAAUUCCUUAUCCUAUAUAUAUCAUUUCCCCCUACCAUAGCACUCAUAUUUAAGUUUUUUUGUGCAUAUAAACUUAACCAUAUAUAAGUCUGAUAUUGUAAAUAACAUGUAUACAGUGUAGUACAUUCUAUAGCUAAGUUUCAGAACAGAUCAGUUACCAAAUCCAAAAGAUCGAAGUAACAUGAUUAUACUUUGGUGGAUAAGGAUGUUGUUGGGCAAAGUAUUGCAAAGUGUGAAAAUGUUCCUUUUGCCAAACAAAAGUUGGUUAACUGCACAUAAAAAUUGCAGCAUUUAAGACAAGUUUUGCAAACUGAAGAACUCUUUCACACUCUGUUUUGCAUUGAUUAGACUAAGUGUUGGAAAGUGUAUAGAUCGUUAAAUUUUUAAGUCUAGGCAAAAGAAUUUCUUACAAUGAUAAGGUAAUUAUGUUAUUUUGUCUUACUGUUGUGUGUUAAAUUGUUUAUAACACUUUAAAAGUGAAUUGUUGAACUUUAGCUCCUACAGAGUUAUUUUAUUUUAACCAAAGGAGCAGGGGAUUGUUGGAGGGAAGUGGAUCAAAUUUUAACAAAAUCAGAGAAAUGAAGGUUGUUUUAACACUUUUUACGGAUCUCUUUGUAACACACUACUAUUCCUAAUUUAUGUUCCUUUUAUAGUUAUUUUGUGACAGUUUAUCAAAAUUUAAAGAUAGUGAAAGAUUAAUUUAUAACAUAGGUCAAUUUUCUUGAUAAGGCGUUUAAAGUAUUAAAUUAAUUCAUCCUCUGUUGUUUUUUUUUUCAAUCAUUGUUAUUUGUUGAUUUAGUUCAGGUAAUUGAAAAUGGAACUUCAUAUUAAACUCAUUAAGAAGAUACCAAAAAAUUGUGAUGAGUUAAAAUUAUCAUUGUUCAUGUCAAAUUCGCUUUGAUUAGGCUACACAUAGUGUUUUUGUAUACACCAUUAAUUUUAUACAGUUUUUGAGUUUUAGACCAAAAUAAUGAAAUCAUUUAGCUUUAGUGUAAUUUUAUUUUUCAGCACUUUAACUUUUAAAAAACUAAAUUAUAAAAAAGUUGAUUUUACAAUUUAUUUUUAAGAUUAUUCUAGUCAUAUAAAUAUGUGUGGUAAAUUAUCGUUUUAUGCUUUGAUGCAUUUUUUGUUGAAUGUGAUCAAGUAUAGUGACUUAUUGUUAUAUUUUAUAUAUUUGUUAGUUUAAUACUA